Molecule: messenger RNA, 1538 nt
Organism: Alnus glutinosa
Lineage: Eukaryota; Viridiplantae; Streptophyta; Magnoliopsida; Fagales; Betulaceae
Product: loganic acid O-methyltransferase-like
Exons: 4
Coding region: 304-1410 (368 amino acids)
Biological process (GO): methylation
Molecular function (GO): S-adenosylmethionine-dependent methyltransferase activity
Source: RefSeq, a predicted model, not a curated record
UCUUGGCUUCUUGAAUCUUCCUUCAGCUUAUCUUCAGUUCCUUGAGCUACAAGUGUAACAACGUGUAUUCCAAGAACAAAACAAACCCUAGAUCUCGACAAACACCAUCGAUCCUGCCGUGCCACCAUGUAAUUUGCAAUAUGGGUAUCCUUGUGCCAUCAUUUGAAUUCCACCCAUAUUCUAAUUCACCAGGCACAUAUAUGUAUUAGAUCGAACGCAAACAUCUUCAACUUCGAGGAAAAUUUUCGCCUUCCAGUCUGUCUUUUACUCACACUACCACAAGUCCCAUCUAGCUAGAGAGAGAUGAACUGCAUACCAAGUACUGGAUCAUCUCCCAUGAAAGGGGGGGAUGGACCGUACAGUUACACUCACAAUUCUUCAUUUCAGAGACAAGGGGUGGAGACCGCCAAGGCGUUGAUCAAUGAGGAUAUCGCCGAGAAGCUUGAUAUAAAUGAACUCAUUUCUUCCUCUUCAUCUUCUUCAAAAGUAUUCAGUAUUGCGGAUCUGGGAUGUUCUGUUGGGCCUAACACAAUCAUUGUGGUGGAAAACAUUAUGGAUUCUGUGAAGCUCAAGUACCAAUCUUUUGGCCCCAAUAAUCAAGGAGCUCUGGAAUUCCAAGUGUUCUUUAAUGACCUUCCCUCAAACGAUUUUAACGUGCUGUUCAAGUCUCUUCCUUCUUCUGACAGGCAAUACUUUGCGGCUGGUGUACCAGGCCGUUUUCAAGUUCGCUUGUUUCCCAAGGCAUCUCUCCAUUUUGUCCACUGCUCGUAUGCGUUGCACUGGCUCUCAAAGAUUCCAAAAGAGUUGGUGGAUAAAACCUCACCUGCGUGGAAUAAGGGGAGGAUUUGCUUUACCAAUGCCUCGAAUUAUGUUAGGGAGGCUUACUCUACUCAGUUUGGCAAGGACAUGGAGUCCUUUUUGAAUGCCAGGGCACAAGAGCUUGUCUGUGGAGGGCUCAUGGCCCUUACCAUACUAUGUCUUCCGGAAGUGAUUUCCGGGAAAUGUUUGGCCUUGGGACUUAAUGAUCUUUUGGAAGCUUGCCUCAAUGAAAUGGUCGAGGAGGGAGUGCUAAGUGAAGAUAUGGUGGACUCCUUCAACCUCCCACAAUACUACGCAAGUAAACAAGAGGUUGUCAGUUUGAUAGAGAGAAAUUUGUGCUUCAGCAUCGAAAGAAUGGAACCUUUAGUCCGUCCUCCAAGGAAUGGAAUGGCUCCCAGUGUCGAAAGUACGAUCUCGGCCUUUAGAGCAGUUGCGGAAGAACUUCUUGUUUCCCACUUUGGAAAUGAUAUCAUUGAUGAGCUGUUUGGUCGAUUCAAGAAGAAAGUUGUUGAGUCCUCCAUCUUGUCAAAAUCUGCAGACAAUCCAGGGAUGCUUGAAUUAUAUGUCCUUCUCAAGCGCAAAGUAGAUUAAUCAAUAAUCAUGAUGUUUUUUUUUGGGGUUGUUUGGGGUUUGAUAUUAAUUAUGUCCUACCUUUUGCUUCCUGCGUAUAAAUCCUGUAUCAAAUGUAUCAUGAUUUAAAUAUUUCUGUAUUUGCUAAA